UCGGUCAAUUAAUUUACCCAGCUUCUUUGCAAAGCUAGCUGCCUCCCUUGUGCACAAAACUUGAGCAUCGCAGACCGGCCGGCUCGAUCAUGUGGAGGCUGAAGAUCGGCGAGGGGGUCGGGCCGUGGCUGCGGUCGGGUAGCAACUUCCUCGGUAGGCAGGUGUGGGAGUUCGACCCGGACGCCGGCACGCCGGAUGAGCGUGCCGAGGUCGAGAGGCUGAGGCAGGAGUUCACCCAGCACCGCUUCGAGAAGAGGUUCUCCAGUGACCUCUUGAUGCGACUGCAGUACGCAAAACAAAACCGUCUUCAGGCAGAUAUUCCAGCCAUCAAGGUUGUAGAGAGUGCAGAAGCCACAGAAGAUAUCAUAUUAACAUCACUGAGGCGAGCCCUCACUCAACAUGCUGCUCUGCAAGCAGAUGAUGGUCAUUGGCCUUGCGAUUUCAGUGGGAUUAUGUUCAUUAUGCCUCUUACGGUAUUCGCUCUAUAUGUCACUGGAUCACUCAAUACCGUCCUAUCAGCAGAACAUCGACAUGAGAUAUGUCGCUAUGUUUACAAUCAUCAGAAUGAAGAUGGUGGUUGGGGCACACAAGAGUUGGGACCCAGCACUAUGUUUGGUUCAUGCUUAAACUAUGUUACCUUAAGGCUUCUUGGCAAGGCAUGCACGGAUGACGCAUUGACCAAAGGACGUGCAUGGAUUUUAUCUCGUGGGAGUGCAGCUGCAAUACCACAGUGGGGAAAGAUAUGGCUCUCGGUGAUCGGUUUGUACGAUUGGUCUGGAAAUAAUUCGAUCAUUCCUGAAUUAUGGCUUGCACCACAUUUUCUUCCAUUUCAUCCAGGACGGUUUUGGAGCUAUUGCCGGUUGGUAUACAUGCCAAUGGCUUAUAUCUACGGAAAUAAGUUUGUUGGGCCAAUUACACCAACAAUAUUAGCAAUAAGAGAGGAGCUAUAUGAUGUACCAUACAAUGAGAUUGACUGGACGAAAGCUCGUGGUAUUUGUGCUAAGGAAGACCUUCGCUAUCCACGAUCAUUGGUGCAAAAAUUUGUAUGGACUUGUGUUAACAAAAUUGUGGAACCAAUGCUGAAUUGUUGGCCAGCUAAUAAAUUAAGAGAUGUGGCACUGCAAAACAUCAUGAAACAUAUCCAUUAUGAAGAUGAAAGUACUAACUACAUUUGUAUAUGUCCCGUAAACAAGGCGCUAAAUAUGAUUUGUUGUUGGAUAGAAAAUCCAAAUUCGGAUGCAUUCAAGCUGCAUCUUCCAAGGAUCUAUGAUUAUUUAUGGAUCGCGGAAGAUGGCAUGAAGGCACAGGUGUACGAUGGUUCUCAAGCCUGGGAUACAGCUUUUAUUGUCCAAGCCUAUUGCUCAACAAACCUUGCUAAUGAGUUUGCUCCAACACUUCGGAAAGCUCAUGAGUUCAUAAAAAGUUCACAGGUUCGUGAAAACCAUCCUGAAUACGAAAAUUAUUACCGCCAUAGAUCAAAAGGUUCAUGGACACUUUCAACAGUAGAUAAUGGAUGGUCUGUAUCUGAUUGUACUGCAGAAGCACUUCAGGCAUUGUUCCUGUUAUCAAAGAUUUCUCCCAAUCUUGUGGGAAAUCCCAUAGAAGGAGAAAGGUUGUAUGAUGCAGUGGAUUGCUUGCUUUCUUUUAAGAACAAAGAUGGCACCUUUUCUACAUACGAGUGCAAGAGAACUACAGCUUUAUUGGAGGUUCUCAACCCUUCUGAGACUUUUCUGAACAUUGUUGUUGAUUACCCAUCUGUGGAAUGCACAUCAUCGGUCAUUCAAGCUUUGAUUACGUUCAGAGAGCUGCAUCCAGGGUAUCGCAAUGAAGAGAUAGGAAAAUGCAUUGAAAGUUCAUCCAAGUUCAUUGAGAACAAACAACGAAAGGAUGGCUCAUGGUCUUGAAAAUCAUCUUGCUUGUUAU
Phragmites australis (common reed) is the source of this 1923-nucleotide messenger RNA. RefSeq names its product achilleol B synthase-like. The transcript is spliced from 14 exons. Gene Ontology annotation, cellular component: lipid droplet. Bases 90 to 1904 code for a protein of 604 amino acids. The record is from RefSeq and is a predicted model, not a curated record. Lineage: Eukaryota; Viridiplantae; Streptophyta; Magnoliopsida; Poales; Poaceae. Gene Ontology annotation, biological process: triterpenoid biosynthetic process. Gene Ontology annotation, molecular function: intramolecular transferase activity.